This is a messenger RNA of Schistocerca americana (American grasshopper), 4759 nucleotides long. RefSeq names its product protein CREBRF homolog (gene REPTOR). The transcript has 9 exons. Gene Ontology annotation, biological process: response to unfolded protein; regulation of transcription by RNA polymerase II. The coding region runs from base 63 to 2027 and encodes 654 amino acids. Gene Ontology annotation, molecular function: RNA polymerase II transcription regulatory region sequence-specific DNA binding; DNA-binding transcription factor activity, RNA polymerase II-specific. Gene Ontology annotation, cellular component: nucleus. Lineage: Eukaryota; Metazoa; Arthropoda; Insecta; Orthoptera; Acrididae. The record is from RefSeq and is a predicted model, not a curated record.
UUGCCUUUUCUGCCAAGGUUAAAAAUAAGUCCAAGGACGGUGUUUGGCAUUUGAAUCAAAACAUGUGCAUUAGGUUAGCUUUCAUCAGCAAAAUAAAUGACAUAAGAGACAAUAAAAACAUGGCUGAUCCUUUUUAUACAGGGGAAUUAUUUAUUGACCAGGGAGUAACAGUGAAGCAAGAGCCAUUGGUAAUGGACAGCACUAGUAGCACAACAGCUAGUGUCCCAAUACCACAUCGUAGAGGCAUGGAUCUUUCAGAUUUUAGAGACUUUGGAUUUGACUUUGUGGAUAUCUCCUCACCAUCGUCUGUAUCUCAAGACAAUACACCAAAUGCUACCAAUAUUGUUAGUGUCACAGAACUGUAUGCAGAGUCUCCAGUGUGGACCACAAAAUUGCCUAGUGAUUGUGAAACCAGUAGAAGUGAUACAUUUCGAAUGGAUGAUGAUGAUAUCUUCCAAGUUGAUAAAGCAGAUCUUAUUCAAGGACCUACACUUGCAGAAUUGAAUGCAAAUGAUGAGAACUUGUUGGAUGAUUUGAAUUUUGAUGAUCUGUUAUUGCCAGAAGAAAAUAGCUACUACAUCAAUGUGCCGCCUUUUGCAUCACAGUCAAGGACAUCUGCUGCUCCUCCACUUGUCCAAGUCACAAAUGUGAACUCUAAUUUAGGAAAUAAUAAUGUAGCACAACUUUCCCAGAGCCUUGUUCCAUCUUCAUUUCCACCAGCUGGACUUGGUUUUUACAAGGAUGCAUUCAGUGUAUCGUCAAGUGUGCCAUCCAGCCCAUUGGACGUUUUUUUGAGUGGCAAACCUAGUAAUGGUGUUCAGACAGUUGAUGCUCUUUCACCAGGGAGUCAAAACAGCUCUAGUUCUUCGUUGCUUCUUCAUUCAGCAGCAUCGUCUGUCACCCCUCCACCUCUUGGAGUCAGCCCCUUGCAGCAGAAACACAGUACCCUACAUGAACUUUUACUCAAAAAGGAAACAUACUCUUCAGCAUCACCGGAGAGGCAGCUUUUUGUUCAGUCAGUUCCAGGACCACUCAGCCCAACUAACUCUGUAAGUCCUGUCCCAGAAGUGCCAUCAGGUAGUAGAAUAACAAGAAGCGGUAAUACAGGAUAUGGAUCAAGAUUAUCGUCGUCAGCUCCAACUCAUCUGGGACUGGAACAAAUUUGGCAGCGCAGGGAACCUCGGCAGCAUCUUCUUUCUACUGGAUCAUUAGCUGAAGCAGGAUCCACUUCUUCAAUCUCUACAGGUGGUAUUUUAAGCCCCGAGUCUCAUGAAUUUUCUCAUGAUGAGGGGUUUGAUUCUGAAGAUGACAGCGAUCAUUAUGAGGACUUCUCUUCAGAUGCAGAUUCAAGUGAUGGAGAAGAUGGACCUUCACGAUCUAUGUCAAAGAAAGAACGUUACUUCUGGCAGUAUAAUGUACAAGCGAAAGGACCAAAAGGGCAGCGGCUUGUGCUUAAGACAAAGCUGGAAGACCCACAUGUCCUGAAUGAAGUAACAGAUCCUGUAUUUAGUCCUCAGUGCUCAGUUCGAGGCAUUAAGCACAGUGGGAAAGCAAGAAAGGGCGAUGGAAAUGAUCUGACUCCAAAUCCACGUAAACUAUAUAAUAUUGGAAAAGAAUUGGACAAACUGAACCGGAUUAUUAAUGAUAUGACUCCAGUCAGUGAACUGCCCUUCAAUGUGAGGCCCAAAACACGCAAGGAAAAAAAUAAGCUAGCUUCCAGAGCUUGCCGACUUAAGAAGAAAGCUCAACAUGAGGCUAACAAGUUGAAAUUAUUUGGACUGGAAAAUGAGCACAAAAGGUUAAAUAUGGGAAUAUCCCAGGUGAAACAACUUCUGGCGACAAAGUGCACUACCGAAAAUCCCGAAAAACAAGAAGAACUGACUAGACAAAUCGAGAAGAUAAGCAGAACUGUGACAAAAUUCAAGAUUGCUGGUCACACAACAGACUUUGUCAAUAAAGUAUUGGAGAAAAUGAAAAAUGGUGUACCAAAUGGUGGACUGGAUGACCUUCAGAGUAUACAUAUGUAAUGUAUCCAGGUACCGUGAACUGUUAAAAACAAGCUUGCAAAGUUGGUCUCAUUGUGAAUAACAAAAUGCUAAGGUGUCAGUAUUGCCCAUUUAUCACAGUUAGCAUAUCAGUUCGAUAUAGUGCUUUCUCACUACUUCUUUUGAUAAUUCUUUAAGUGAGCAGUUCUUAAUAAUGACUAAUAUUGAAGAAGAAACUAUUAUACACAAUAUCUGGGACAUAUUUAUUCAUUCAGAACAAAACAUAAAAGCAAAGGCAGAAAAAUGCCUAUUUUUGAUUGUAAGAGGAAGGACAAAAAUAAUGUAUGGUGUUUAGUAAAUAAUGAAGAAAUCAGAAGGAUUAAGUAGAAUUUAUAACAUUCAAUUACUCAAUGUUAGUUUGAUAACUGUAUUCUGCAGUGGAACAAUUAUAUAAUCAUAGAGCUAAAUAUACCCUGUGAAUAUAUUUCAUAUACAUUUUUAUCAAUAUUGUAAUGUAUAUUCUCAGAUAUGUAUAAAUUUGUGGGAAGCAUUAUCUAGUAGGUAUCAGGUAUAGUAUUUUGAUGGAAUGCAAAUUGCCAUUUGGAUAUAAAAGUAUUGCUUCUAUGUGUAUAAACAUUUAAUAUUCAUCUAAAAAUCACCUACAAGACAUUUAAAUAAAUGUUAGGAUUGAAUGGUUGUUUGCAAUUACUUGUAGUAUGUAGGUAAUUAACGGUAUGAGGAUACAGAAGGAAACUUAUGUAUGAUUUCAAAGUUGCUUUCACAUCUAGAGUGGAAACUGUAUUUUGCUACUUAUUUUUUUUUUCUUUUUUAAAUAGUUAGAAUAAUUGUGUAUAAUUUCAAAUUCCAGUAGAGGUGAAAUUGGUGUGAUAUCAGCAAAUGAAUGCCAUUGUGGGUAUCAUAAUUGGCUCUUUACUGCAGUUUGACACAAACAGGGAAUGGGGAGAAAUUAUAACAGUAUUUUUCUUUUUGUUUUUGCUUACUUCUGGGCAGAGCAUAAAGAGCAGUGAAUAAUAAGGUAAUUUGUAACAGUACUGUUCGCUGUUGUAGCACUAAGAUUUUUUCAUCAUAGUGUGUGACUUCACAAAAUGUGAUAGUGAAUUGUGAUAUUCUAUACAGAUGUGUGUAUUUAUAUAUUCGUAUUUUGAAGAUGUGCAAGGAUAUUUUUUAGUACUUUUUAGAUUAUUGAUUUACAAAUUUAGAGAGAUGUAAGAGGAAUGAAUGUGAAGAAAUAUUUAUUGUACAGUUUUACAGAAAACCACUAUUUUCAGAAUUUUACAGGUAGAUAAUGCUAUGAAACAGUGUCUAAUAGGAAGCUGAAUUUAUUAGUGUUAUACAGGUUUCAGUAUUUGUAAAUAAAUGACCUUUUUUUUUAAUUUUCUAGUAGCAAAGUAAUUGCAAUUUAUAAUAUUAUAUUUUCUUUAUUAAGUUGAAUCUGUAAUUAGCAAGGUAACAACAAGGUUCUUGCACUGCUUCUUUUUAUAUUGCUAUCUGAAUAUGGUACAGUAUCAAGCUGAUUACUUAUGCUGCUAUACUGUCUGCAUUUUGCUGAUCACAAACUGUGCAGUAACUUAAUAAAUAGUUCCUAAAAGUAUACAUGUCCAAUGUGUACAUAAUUUCUGUAGUGUGGCAAUUGUUGUUACAUGCAAACUUGUAUGUAAUGAGACAUUAUUUAUGUGUUUGUACAGUACUUACAAAAGUUUAUUUCUGUUCUGAAAGUUUUUUGUGUAUAUGUGUGCUUUAAAAUUAUUAUUAUUAUUAUUAUUAUUAUUUUUUUUUUUACUCUGACAUGAAUCGGCUAACAUUCUUUGUAUCGUACAUGGCCUCCAUAUCUGUAGUAUUUGUCAAAUUUAUGUAUUACUUCAGAGCCAGAACAUAUUUUUAUAAAGUGUCAACUAGUCAUACUAUUCAGUCAUAUUGUAUGCCAGCUAUGUAAAUAACUAUUUUAAUGCACAACUGAUAAUUGUGAUGUUAUGUAAAUAGAUACAAAUUUUAAUUUACUGCCUUCAUGUACAAAAAAUCUUGUUAAAUGUUAAUAAAUGACUGCUGUGUUUUGAAGCCAUAAACAUCUUCCUGUUUCCUUAUAUGUGCACAUUUCAUGUACAAUUCUAACCCAUUUUUGUGGCUGAUUGAAUAUGAUUGUUAGAUUACCUGUUCCUGUUUGUAUCCAGAAAAUGCAUCUGUCAUUGUUAUUUCUUUGAAAGUGAACUUGCUUUUUUGUAAGAGAUGUUCACAUUAUUGUGGUGAUGCCUAGGUAGAAACUUCUGGAAAUCGUACUGUGUAAGACAGUCUCUGGAUUGUUGAUUAUCCCUGUGCAAUAUAUGCAAUAUACAGGCAUCAAUAUACCAAAAUAAGUUUUCAGUUUAUUCACAAGAUUUCUAAGGUUGACACUAAUUCUUUUCUCAAUUAGUUUUCACGUGAAAGCUAAUUUGUUCACCCAGUCACAAACUGAAAUGUCUUGUAAUUUUUACUCAAAUUUUGGCAUAAUUUUAGGAGGUUAGUGUUAGAGAAGUGAACUUUCAGGACAUACUAUAUUUUUUAUAACAUAUUAUUUUACUCUCAAAAGAAUUGUGGUAUCCGUACAUUUGAACACACAACAUGCAGAAAACCAGGUAAUUAUAGUUCUGUCAAGUCAAUCUGUUGCGAGUUGUUCAUUCCCAUCGUUUAGCAAAUUUGUGGGUCAUAACAUUUUAUUUGUGCAAAAUUGUUUUUGCACAUUAUCAGCACUGAAUCCCUAACAUAGGUACCUCCCCCCC